AUUUUGACGGUUUGACCAUCGACAUAUAAACUAAAGUUGACUCUCGACAAGGAAGAACGUUUCUCUUUCUCCCGCCUCCACACUCCGCCCCCCACUUCGCUGCCCUUAUUCCGGCUCCGCUUCUGUUCGGAAAAAGAAAACCCUAAACCCUGCAACGUCCCAGCACAUUCAGCCAUGGGUGGGGAGCUAAAAAUAUCCGAGACCCGGGACCUAACCCGACUCGAACGAUGCGGAGCGCAUUCCCACAUCCGGGGCCUAGGCCUUGAUUCGGCGCUGGAGCCCCGGGCCGUCUCCGACGGCAUGGUAGGUCAAGUUUCUGCCCGGAAAGCUGCCGGAGUCAUUGUGAAGAUGAUCCAGGACGGGAAAAUUGCGGGUAGGGCCGUUCUUCUUGCUGGGAAACCGGGCACUGGGAAAACCGCCAUAGCUAUGGGUAUGGCGAAAUCCAUAGGCCAGGAAACCCCCUUUUCUAUGCUGGCAGGAAGCGAGCUGUUUUCUUUGGAGAUGUCCAAAACAGAAGCCCUAAUGCAAGCUUUUAGGAAAGCGAUUGGAGUUAGGAUUAAGGAAGAGGCGGAGGUUAUUGAAGGUGAAGUGGUGGAGAUACAAAUUGACCGCCCGGCGGCGUCCGGAGCGGCGUCGAAGACCGGGAAAUUGACGGUGAAGACGACGGAGAUGGAGACUGUGUAUGAGUUGGGAGCGAAGAUGAUUGAGGCCUUGGGGAAGGAGAAAGUGCAGAGUGGGGACGUGAUUGCCAUUGACAAGGCCUCUGGAAAGAUUACGAAGCUAGGGAGAUCGUUUUCGAGGUCCAGGGAUUAUGAUGCAAUGGGCCCGCAGACAAAGUUCGUGCAAACCCCUGAUGGAGAGCUGCAGAAGAGGAAGGAAAUUGUGCACUCUGUGACUCUUCAUGAGAUUGAUGUUAUCAACAGCAGGACCCAGGGGUUUUUAGCCCUCUUUACUGGUGAUACUGGUGAAAUUCGUUCAGAAGUAAGAGAACAGAUUGACACAAAAGUGGCAGAAUGGAGAGAGGAAGGGAAGGCUGAGAUUGUGCCUGGUGUCCUUUUUAUCGAUGAAGUCCACAUGCUCGAUAUUGAGUGCUUUUCAUUCCUUAAUCGUGCCUUGGAGAGUGAAAUGGCACCUAUCUUAGUGGUUGCUACCAACAGAGGCAUCACAACAAUCCGUGGAACUAGCUACAAAUCCCCACAUGGGAUUCCCAUCGAUUUUCUUGACCGUCUUCUCAUCAUCUCCACACAGCCAUACACAGAAGAGGAUAUUAGGAAAAUUCUGGACAUCAGAUGCCAAGAAGAGGAGGUAGAAAUGACUGAAGAGGCAAAGGUUUUGUUAACAAAGAUUGGAGUUGAGACAUCGUUAAGAUACGCCAUAAACCUGAUAACAUCCGCUACAUUGGCUUGCCAAAAGCGCAAGGGCAGGAUUGUGGAGUUGGAAGACAUUAGCCGAGUGUAUGAAUUGUUCUAUGAUGUGAACAGAUCAACUCAAUACUUGAUGGAGUACCAGAGCGAGUUUAUGUUUAGUGAGGUGCCGUUAGGUGAAGGAGAUGCUGUAGAUGCCAUGGUUUCUUGAGGAAUUCACUUUUGUUUCUUGAGUACAGAGGCACCGAAGUCUUAGUGUUAUUUAUUGGCAAUUGUAACGAUAAGUCUUUUUGCCAGUUGAUUUAGGGUCAUAUGAUUUUGUAUAAUCAUCCUUCCUGUGUUUAAUCUUUUAAAUAUCCGCCAGUGAAUUACUGUGUUUUGACAUACUCAACCCUGCAUUAUGACUUUCAUCAGGCAUUGUAUUUCUUUAAACACACCAGGAUUUGAGGGCUUUACAGAGGAGAUUAGAGGGAUAUUUGUACUUAAGCAAGUUUUGCAAUGUGCAUCCAACAUUGCAAUUCCUUUCGGUUAGUUUAUAUAGAUGGUAUUCAAAAGUGAUGCUUCUAAAACGGCAGGCUUUUCAUUUUCAUCUACGAUACGAUCCCAAAACAUCGAAGUAUC
Molecule: messenger RNA, 1985 nt
Organism: Oldenlandia corymbosa var. corymbosa
Lineage: Eukaryota; Viridiplantae; Streptophyta; Magnoliopsida; Gentianales; Rubiaceae
Source: the annotation of a GenBank genome assembly